AUGCAGCUUUAUUUGGAGGAAGCCAGAAAGAUUAUUUCUGAAUUCAAGAAAUUCAAUAUAGAACAGGUUCCCAGAAGCCAAAACAAGAAGGCAGACGCCUUAAGUAAGUUGGCAUCUUUAACCUUUGCCCAUCUUACAAAGGAGGUGUUAGUAGAGGUGUUGGAAGAAAAAUCAAUAGUGCCAAAAAAGGAAGUCUCUCAAAUUGAAGAAGCUGAAUGUUGGAUGACUCCAUUGUAUAACUUCAUCAAAGAUGGAACCCUCCCUGAAGAUAAAGAAAGUGCAAGGAAAACAAGGAUGAAAGCACCCAUGUAUCUGAUCAUGGAAGGAUCUUUGUUUAGAAAAUCCUUCCUUGGUCCCCAUCUUCAUUGUGUAGGUCCCUUGCAAGCGAAGGAGCUCAUCCAAGAAGUGCAUGGUGGAACAUGUGGCAUCCAUGCCGCACCAAGAUCAGUUACAACCAAGAUCAUGAGACUUGGAUACUUCUGGCCACCUUAUAUCAAGAUGCCAAGGAAGAAAUUGAAAAGUGCCAAUCAUGUCAGUUGCAUGCACCAGUGUCCAGCAGGCCCAGGCGAGACCUCAUCCCCGUUACAACAGCAUGGCCAUUUUACAAGUGGGGAAUUGAUAUAG
This is a messenger RNA of Erigeron canadensis, 624 nucleotides long. RefSeq lists its product as uncharacterized. Gene Ontology annotation, molecular function: nucleic acid binding; RNA-DNA hybrid ribonuclease activity. NCBI's taxonomy places the organism in Eukaryota, Viridiplantae, Streptophyta, Magnoliopsida, Asterales, Asteraceae. The transcript has a single exon. The coding region runs from base 1 to 624 and encodes 207 amino acids. The record is from RefSeq and is a predicted model, not a curated record.